This is a messenger RNA of Staurois parvus, 630 nucleotides long. NCBI's taxonomy places the organism in Eukaryota, Metazoa, Chordata, Amphibia, Anura, Ranidae. The record is from the annotation of a GenBank genome assembly.
AUGAUCCUGUCCAUGCAGAAGGGUUCGCAGAGCUCGCAGCUCUUCCUCCUGUGCCAGUUCUCGUUGGGUUGCGGCAUGGCGUGUAGCCUGGACUACCUGCAGGAAGGGGCCCCGCACCGCACCUGGAACCUGCUGCUGGCGGCCGGGCUCUCCAGCCUGGUGGUGUGGCAGACGAGGCGGAUGUUGCGUCACAUUGGGGAGAUGUACCGGCUGCACAGCAGCGAGCGUUACUGCGGGGUGUGCCUGACUCUCCUGGCAUGCUGGCGGGACGUGCCGCCUUUCCUGUGCCGGGCCCUCAGGGUGGCCUUCCUGGUCUCUGAUUUGGCUGCGGUCGCCGUGAUCAACCGAGAUUUCCUGACCACGUCGGAGGCCGUCCGCUUCUGGACCCCGCUGACCAUCUGCUACACCCUGCUGGUCAUCUACAUGCAAGAGGAGCAGCACCAGCACCCCACAGAACAGAUGGCGUUCCAGACGGUGUUUGUGCGGAUGGGGGGUCUCCUGAUCCUGAUGAUGACGGUGGGGGCGAUGGGCGGACAUUCUACACAUCUUCUUGUCUCUGAUUGGAGAGAUCUGGUGCCUGAUGUACGCGGGGAUGAUGCUGGAGAUCUGCAGAGAGAGGAGGUGAGAUGA